This is a messenger RNA of Dermacentor andersoni, 1540 nucleotides long. RefSeq lists its product as uncharacterized. Lineage: Eukaryota; Metazoa; Arthropoda; Arachnida; Ixodida; Ixodidae. The record is from RefSeq and is a predicted model, not a curated record. Gene Ontology annotation, molecular function: metallopeptidase activity.
AAAACUGCGAGAGUGUUUCUGCGUUUGUAAAGGGAACGCAAGAUGCCAUAGCAUGUUAAUGAAUCACGUUUACUCGCCUUUUCUUCCCGUAGCCGUCUUUUUGUGUAUGUGAAUGCCCGCGGUUAGCUCAGCGCGCAAGCGCAUUAGUGCAUUUGUCGAGUCCCUCUGCAGUGAACUUCUUCGCAUCGCAGGCGACGACGCUGAGAACCGAAUCGGCGGCACCGUUCUCCGAUGGCUUCCAACGCUCGUCGGCGCUGAAAAAUGUGCGCUAUCACGUCCUACGGUUUGUGGCACUUGCUGUGCUGAUCAUGAUCGGCGUGGUCCUGCUGGCGUCUCUUCGAGGAGUCGCCAGGACUCAGAUUAUCGCUGCUUGCCGUUCGCCCGCCUGCUUGGAGCACUCGAAGGCAUUCGAGGGCGUGCUCAACUACAGCGUCGACCCCUGCGUCGACCUGGACGCGUUCGUUUGCUCCAAGGGAGCGGGAUACCACACCGCUGGCUGGCGCACUCCGCCGAGUCUAGUCGCGCACGUCAUCAGGCAGUACGAACUGAAGAUCGUGGAGUUGUUCCUGCAUGGCAACACCAAGUUCGCGGCAUCCAAGUUUGUGACAGACUUCUUGCUGGAAUGCACGAGCACACACAAGACGCCUCAGGGCUUGGACAAUUUCAUCGAAAUCUUCGAUCUUGUGCCCGUACCAUGGCCGUUCGAUUACACAGCCACGGCGGAGCUGCACCCUCUUGAGGCUGUGUUGGCGCUCAGCCUAAAGUUUGGCGUCGACACCUGGUUUCGGGCUUACAUCGCCAACUCCAGACAGACGACGUCGGAUUCCAGCAGUACUUCUGCCUUGUUUAUUGAGUCCUGUGCGCAGCCUUCCUUAUGGCUCAACUUUCUGCGAACUCUGGGCGACCGACGCGAGCUGUACUUCGAGGAGCUGCACCGGCUUUACAACGCGACGCUGCCGAACGACGAGGAUAAGGAGGCUCUGCUGGCGACCGAAAAGGCCGUCCUGUACAUCCUGCACAGCGCCAGGACAGCCGGAGCUCCUGCGGGCCCUGCUGUCACCACCGUAGUGAAGAUCGCGGCUUCCGUGAGGAAUUCUACCGUAUCGAACUGGCUCGAACCGGUGACAGACGCGCCUGGUGGAAGCAUGGCGGACGAGAAGAUGCUGGUGUCACUGGAAGAUGUUCGCAUCCUGCGGGCAGUCGACACGCUCCUGUCCAGGUUCAGCGCGAGCGCUCUGUCCCAGCACCUGUCGUGGUGGCUCGUACAGAUCCUCACGAUUAUUGGCUGGUCUCAGGGGUACUACGUCAUCGCCGGUAGCCAGGCGCACCGCUGUCGGCAAGAAACGCAUAGUUAUGACUCCCGAGGAGCAGCGUGAAUACGAGGACCGGCAAAGGGAAAAAGAAACGGUGAUGCGACCAGCGGCGGCGUGCUGUAAAAAGUACCAUUGCUCCCCAUUACUCUAAAUUAUUACUACCAUCACUUUAAAGCAAUAAAGCAUUGCAUACCCCACUCAGCAAUUGUAGUGGUGAUUUUUCAACA